This is a messenger RNA of Cygnus olor (mute swan), 1327 nucleotides long. It is a transcript of the gene FAM204A, whose product is annotated as family with sequence similarity 204 member A. The record is from RefSeq and is a predicted model, not a curated record. NCBI's taxonomy places the organism in Eukaryota, Metazoa, Chordata, Aves, Anseriformes, Anatidae. Bases 36 to 1016 code for a protein of 326 amino acids. The transcript has 8 exons.
GGGGGGCGGCUGUGAGGGGAGGCGGCCGGGGGGACAUGGCUCUGCCCGGCACUGCUCGGCCCGGCCCGGCCCGGCCCGGCCGGUGGCGGCACGGGGCGAGGGGAUGCGGCCACCGGGAGGCGGUGGCGUGGAGAAGGGCUGCGUAUGCGCCCCGGCGGGCUGCCGGUGUUGCUGCUGUGGAAGCUGCUGUAAACAAAGCCCCAGUGCGAAGGCUUUCAGGAGUCCGCUCAUGUGGCUCUUCGUGUCUUUGCGAUGACUUGGGGUGGCCUCGUGUAAACUGGAAGAUGUGGAGCGGGCUCUUGCCCGCAGGACUGAACGAAAGUGAUGUUGACUUGAGUUCGGACGAUGGAGAUGAAUCGCGUUGUUCCCUUUCAAAGGAAGAUGCAAAUGAAGAUACUGAAAGAGUUCAGCUUUCUGAAUUGCAGGAGAAUGGACCUGAAAGCAGUGCCACCAGUGAAUCGCUUCUGACGUCUGUGACAGAUGGAGAAAACGCAUCUGAAACGCGCCCUCCUGGAAUUUCUUUAGAUAUGUGGAAUAAAUUUUUGGAGCUUCAGAAGAAAAACCGUGAAAUGAAAAUGCAAGCAAGUCAGGAAAACAAAGGCCGAAAAAGAAAGCGUGGCAGAAAAGAAAAACUGAAAAAGAACUCUAACGAAGUGACUAAGAGUGUUCAACAGUUGGCCUGUGAAGACCAAUGGAAAGAACUUACACAGUAUUUUGGAAUCAAUGAUAGAUUUGAAUCACCUGUGGAUAGCAGGGCUCCACAAAAGUCUGGCCUUGAACUUAGCAUAGAGAAAUCCGUGGCUGAAGGUGACAUUGAUAAAGCUGAGGAGCUGAGUGAUAGAUUAGCCAUUCGUGAGCUUGGUGUGAAAAUUGCCAAAGCCGCCGCUUGCCGCAACUUUGUAAAAGCCAAACAAGAAGCAGAGGCUGCCCAAGAAGCUCGGAAGAAAAAGAAGCUUGCUUGGGGAUUUGAAGCUAAGAAAAGAUGGGAAACAAAAAGCAACAUGGGAUACAUGUAAUCCAUUGUAUUUUCAUCAGGAGUUAAAUACCUGGUUUUACUUGAAUCUUUGUGGGUGACUUUCUUAAAUACAAACACAAAAUUAAAAAAAAUAAAAAAAAACACAUAAACCCUAACACAUCAAAUUCCUUGUGUUUCAGUGCUGUUAAAUUACAUUAUCUUAUGUCACUCUUACAAUGUAGCACAAAUGCUAUCUAUGCUAUGUUACAGCAUUUUUCUCCAAAAUAUAAAAAUCUAAGGUAAUGUAUUGUAGAACGUGUUUAGAGUCUGGAAGGGAGCUCUCUAAAGAUGGAAUAAAAUACUUCAUCCAAA